Triticum aestivum (bread wheat) is the source of this 966-nucleotide messenger RNA. Its product is annotated as ASC1-like protein. NCBI's taxonomy places the organism in Eukaryota, Viridiplantae, Streptophyta, Magnoliopsida, Poales, Poaceae. The coding region runs from base 1 to 966 and encodes 321 amino acids. The transcript has 7 exons. Gene Ontology annotation, biological process: ceramide biosynthetic process. The record is from RefSeq and is a predicted model, not a curated record. Gene Ontology annotation, cellular component: membrane; endoplasmic reticulum. Gene Ontology annotation, molecular function: sphingosine N-acyltransferase activity.
AUGGCGUCCCUGGUAGAGGUCUUUAUGGGAUCAUAUUCUUCUUCAGCACCGGUGGACUGGGAGGCAGAGGCCUACCCGGAGUACAGUGAGGCCUUGCCUGACUACGCCUUGCUCCCCCUACUCGUCGCCUUCUUCCCCGCCUUGCGCUUGAUCCUCGAUCAAUUCGUCUUUGAGGUGUUAGCAAGACGACUUAUAUUUAGAAAGGGACAUGACAAGAUUGCUGAAAUACAUGAAAGGAGAAACAAAAUCCACAAAUUUAAAGAAUCAGCCUGGAAAUUUGUUUAUUUUCUUUCGGCGGAACUAUUUUCAUUAUCUGUGACAUACAAUGAGCCAUGGUUCACAAAUACAAGAUACUUUUGGGUAGGGCCCGGCGAGCAGCUCUGGCCUAAUCAAAAGAUGAAGCUGAAGCUUAAGGCUGUAUACAUGUUUGUUGCUGGAUUUUACAUAUAUUCUAUCAUUGCACUUCUGAUCUGGGAAACAAGGCGAAAGGACUUCGGAGUUUCCAUAUGUCACCAUGUGGCAACUGUUGUUCUAAUUGUUAUGUCCUAUAUUUGCAGAUUAUCUCGUGCUGGGUCAGUCAUUUUAGCCAUCCAUGAUGCAAGUGAUAUAUUCGUAGAGAUAGGAAAGAUGGCCAAGUACAGUAGCUGUGAGUGGCUAGCUGCUGUGGCAUUUCUAUUUUUUGUGGCUUCUUGGAUCCUUCUUCGGCUAAUAAUUUUUCCUUUAUGGAUCCUAGGAAGCACAAGUUAUGAAGUAGCUAUGAUCCUGGAAAAGGACAACAACAAAAUCUACAGAAGCUCAUAUUACUAUCUUUUCAACACUCUCUUGUUCUCACUUCUAGUCUUUCACAUAUAUUGGUGGGUAUUGAUUUAUAGGAUGCUUGUCAAACAAAUCCAGUCCAGUGGGCAUGUUGGUGAGGAUGUUCGAUCCGAUUCUAAGGCGAAAAUGAUCAUGAAGAUUAAUCUGUAG